AAGGAGUGGCUUUUCGAUCUGUCAAGUUAAAUGAUUUCUCGUGACAAUUAAUGACUCGUUGCAUCAAUUAAGUUAUUCUUGUGUGUUUAGCACUUUUAACUCAUUGCGUAAUAGUUCUAUAAUAUAAAAAAUGUCGUCUUCGGGUGAUUUUGGAAACCCGUUGCGUAAAUUUAAGCUUGUCUUUCUCGGUGAACAGAGCGUUGGAAAAACUUCUCUUAUCACACGGUUUAUGUAUGACAGCUUUGACAACACGUAUCAGGCUACAAUAGGUAUAGAUUUUUUAAGCAAAACUAUGUAUCUGGAGGAUAGAACUGUAAGAUUACAAUUAUGGGAUACUGCAGGUCAAGAACGGUUUAGAUCUUUGAUACCUAGUUAUAUCAGAGAUUCUACUGUUGCAGUUGUGGUAUAUGAUAUUACUAAUGCAAAUUCAUUUCAUCAAACAUCAAAAUGGAUUGAUGAUGUACGGACUGAAAGAGGAAGUGAUGUAAUUAUUAUGUUAGUGGGUAAUAAAACAGAUUUGGGUGAUAAAAGACAAGUAUCAAUGGAAGAAGGUGAAAGAAAAGCUAAAGAAUUAAAUGUAAUGUUUAUUGAAACUAGUGCUAAAGCUGGAUAUAAUGUAAAACAACUCUUUAGAAGAGUAGCAGCAGCUUUACCAGGCAUGGAUUCCACUGAAAAUAAACCACCUGAAGACAUGCAAGAAGUAGUUCUGAAGGACACACCAAUUGAACUGAAAUCAUCGGAGAGCAGUUGUGCAUGUUAAACCACCGAUCAGCCUAAUGCUGUCGAUUUGCAGAAUCAAUCACCGAUGCAGAACGGCUCCGAGUCCGAGGGGGAGAGUGGCUGCAUUUGCUAGGGAGGUGGUUUAUCAGUGUGCAGCUAAAUAAUGCUAACUCCUUGAGACAUUCUGAUAUGAACCAAAAAAUCAUCACGUACUAUUAACAAGAUGCUGGCUUCUUCUGAUGUCUACAUCGUGGCCCAUAAGUUAACGCGCGACGAAGGCACAAAAAACGUUUCAUUGACACCGUUCUUACUAUCGACUACUUCUGCCCCAAUCAAUCUCAUUUAAGUCGUUUAACCGUAGCGUGAUUAACCGAUCGUUUUGCUAUGAUUCAUGUUAAAAACAGCUUUGUGCGGUUAUAGUGCGCGUUGUUACGUUGUUGUAAUCCGUCAUUUAUUCGACCAGAAUCUAGCGAUCUUUACAUUUACAUUUUACAGUAUGAAUCGGGAAUUGACGUCGUUCAAAAAAAAAAAAAAAAAAAAAAGAAAAAAAAAGUGGAAAAAAACAAGAAAUACACUAUCGACCGAAUUACAUCGAUGUAAUGGCUACGUCACGAUGAUAGGGUAGCUGUUCCACGCUCGUUAAAAUAUCUUUGAACGUGUCGUUAAGCAAUACGCAAAAGCUUUUUUGUGAAAUUGUACAUAUCACGAAUCUUAAUGUUGAGAAAGAAGUUGAAGAAGUCGAAGUGUAUACAUCGACUUUUUUUUUUUUCUCUCUUUUUUUUUUUUUACUUUUGCCAUGAUAUUUCUUCGAAUCUCAACUUUUCGCGACUUUCGAACGGAAGUUGAAGUACCAAUUUUUUACGAAUAGCGUCGUUUCUUUGCUUAUCCUAUCAUCGUUUCCUGUGAUCGCUGUUUUUCGAGGUGAAAAUCUUUAUUCAACACGCACAAGAUACCGACAAGCUUAGACAAGAGUGUUCUAGACACAAAAGAUAUUCUAGACCUUAACGAAAACGACUGAAAGUAAAAACGUUUUAAUAGCCCAUCAGUUAGUCGAGGAAAUCGAACGAUCGAGCGGUCUAUUCCUGGGGAUAUAUCUGUUACGAAAAAAAUUAUUACUUACACGUAGAAUAUGUUAUUGGCGAGUCUGUUCGAUGGCGUAUUGUUCAAGGUUUAUAAUAUUGUAAUCGUAAUAACAAUCUUUAUAGACGUUUUUCAAUAUCUCUUGAUAAAUAAACAAGCGACUCGAUACGCGAUCCGUUCAUAAAUUGAGGAAGAAGACGCACUAAUAUGAUGAGAAUAAUUUAGGGGAAAAAGGAUGAAAAGUGCUCAAUCGUUCACUCGCCAUUUUAUACGAUUAUUUCCUAUUCAACCAUGGAAUCAUCGUCGUGGUUGUUUAAACGUAGUAAACGCUUAAUAUUUACAAAAUUGUCUUUUACAAAAUCAUUGACACGAUUGAUAUGAUUACUCGCCAACAUGCAAUCUUUCCAACGAGCAAUCACGCCCCAAUACGAAACUUGUUGAUUGUUUUAGCAAAUAUAUCGUUUAAUUCUAAAUAAAGGAAGGAAAGAAGGAUAUUAUACAAUUAGAAAAGAUAAAUGGAAGUUGCGUCUUCUUUCUAACGAAACAUACACGCAAAAAAAAAAAAAAAAAAAAAAAAACAUAUAUUCACGAAUACGGAGGAAUCGGAAUAUAAGAAAAAAAAUGUUCGGAUCAAUUCAUGAACCUGUCUCGUUCGUCGCGACAUGUAACGAGCGUCGAGCAACGAAACAUAUUGCUCGUGUUUCAUCGAGGAGACUGAAUCUGCUUCUAAACUCGCCGCCGUUUAAUCAGAAUCAGAAUAAGACGAAAUAUAUACCGGAGAAAGUUGGAAAUAGCGUAUCGUGCCAGACAUAGAGUGGAGCGCUUUGACGAGAAAAAUGUAGCGGCAACUCCUCUGAUAAGGGAGGUUUAGUUCUUCUGAAAAUUCGUGGGGAUGAAUUCGUGUCCCGUCAGCGAUAAUAACGAGCGUGCCAUGAGGGGAGUGGGCCAAUUUUACACAUCCGCUAAUUAGAAUUUAGAAAAGAGACGAAAGGAAGAAAAAGAAAAAGAUAGAUAGACUCAUCCGCAUCCGGGGAAAGCGGAAGGAUGAGAAAGCUCCGCUUGCCACGAGGCAAAUAAAUAAAAUCACGGGGCGAGCGCAGCUUUCCCUGGCGUCGUCGUUAUACAUUGAUGUGAUAAGGCUUCUAUCUCGAGGAUACGUUUGAAAAGAGAGAACGAGACGAUGGAAGAGAUAUGUUGAGCGAUAUGUUGUAAUUCAUUAAUCCGCCGUGCUUAACGCGAGCCUCUACGUGCACUCUAGCACUCCGUUUCUUCUGAACGUAAAAAAAAAAGAAAAAAAAAAAAAAAAACUGUCUCUCUAGCGCAGCCCCUUACGUGUAAUUAACGUGUAGCGUUGAUUCGCACCGUGUCGUGUAAUCGCAUCGUGCGAAAAUCGGGAAGUAUUCUGAUACGAAUCCAAGAAGAAACCAUUGUAUUAGAGAGACCAAAGACACACCUCGUUGCGUUCUUAUUACUUUCCUUACGUUCGUGAGAACAAAUGCUCUGUCUAUCUCGCUUGAUGGGAAAUCUCGAUCUCGGUGAGAAAUCGGUGAUAAAAAAAAAAAAAAAGAAAGAAAGAAAAGAAAAAAAAGAUAAUGCUGGACGGAUUCGUACCAUUGGACAUCUCGAGUGCACGCGAAGCGUAUAUUUUUCUUUCGUUCGGACUCGCGUUCCGCGGAGAAGACACUCGGCUGCAGGCUCCUCGACCGGAAACGCGGUCGUAGCUCGAUUCGUAGAUUAGAUUCUUAGAACGUGUAACGUGUAUUGGAAGGGAGGAUAAAUUACGCUGUAUUCGUUUUAAUCUUUAUCGCCUAGCUCGCGAUGCUCGCGCCUAAAAAGAGAUCGAAAAGGGGAGGGGAGGGGCGGAGGAGGAGCGUCAUCGCUCGUCGGAGGCGCGGUGUAAUUUGAAAGGAAGCCCUCUCACGUGGCUGCAGCGCGUGUCUACUCCACGACGGCGAAGCGGACGAAUCUAGAGAUACGCCGAUCUAGUCGGAACGACGAUCAUCGGGAAAGAAAGUCGACGCGGCCGAUGAUCGUUCAGUGAUCCGCGGUGCUUGUUCUUUUCGGGGCACAGGUGAGAUUGGUAUCCUUUCGGUUGCGGUUCCACCCUUUCGCCACGCAAGAGUAUUUCUUCGCUCCAACCAAAAAUUUAGCGUCGUCGAUUUGGGAUUAUCUGUGAUUGACAAUGUGGAUUUAAUACGCGAAAUAUACGUGUUCUCGUAUAUAGGAGAUAUAUAAAUUCUUUGGUUAAACGUUUCAUUCGAGGUUCUUAAGACGUGACGUUUUUCACGAAGAAGAUGAAGAUGUAAUGUAGAUGAGGAAAAUGUUCAAAUUCGAUUUUAUUGACUUCUUAACGAAGUAUAGAGAAAGAUAGGAAAUACUCGGUUUCUAAGGUGAUUGCUCCUCGUUGCGAAAGGGUCGAUUGGAGAUUUGAUAAUCUAGUAGCGAAAAAUGAUUUGUAGCGUCUCGGAGGAUUCUUGUGAAUGUAAUUUGCAAGGCAGCCGCGUUCUGUGGUAAUGUUAUUGUAGCCGAUGUUUCUUAGUUAAAUAGAAGUAUUCGCUGUAUCGUCUUUUUGCAAUUAAAUUGUCAAACUUAACGUAGCAGUAGGGUGCGAUAUUAAUUGUAAAGUUAACCCUUCCAGUCUUCGAUGUUGUCGGGAUUAUUUUCAACGAAUUUCUUCUCUCGAUGUAAUGGAUACACGUGCAAAUCGAUUUCUUUCCAAUCUUCGACGUGAAACAAACAAAAAAAAAAAAAAAAAAAAAAACGAAACGAAACGAAAAUUGCCAUUUUCUCGUACAUUCAAUUCGAUUUUGUAUUUCCGAUAAUGAUAAUUUGAUAUUUUUAUUCUUCAUCAUAUUUCGUUGUACUUUCUCGAUUCCGCUUGGACUCGAAACGAAUGAUAAAAACCGAGGCUCGAAGGGUUAAACGUCUCAAGGCUUUAAGUUUCUCCGAAUAUAUUUAAUAUAAAAUAGAAACUAAUGUACGCUUUUGUUUAACGUGAUAAAACGAGAUCUUGCAAAAAUAUAAUUGAAAAUAAAUACUAUUAGAGAUCCUUGA
This is a messenger RNA of Apis laboriosa (Himalayan honeybee), 4854 nucleotides long. RefSeq names its product ras-related protein Rab6 (gene Rab6). The record is from RefSeq and is a predicted model, not a curated record. The coding region runs from base 131 to 760 and encodes 209 amino acids. Gene Ontology annotation, molecular function: GTP binding; GTPase activity. The transcript has 7 exons. Lineage: Eukaryota; Metazoa; Arthropoda; Insecta; Hymenoptera; Apidae.